This is a messenger RNA of Cynoglossus semilaevis (tongue sole), 8407 nucleotides long. RefSeq names its product regulating synaptic membrane exocytosis 2a (gene rims2a). Gene Ontology annotation, cellular component: cytoskeleton of presynaptic active zone; presynaptic membrane. Gene Ontology annotation, molecular function: transmembrane transporter binding; small GTPase binding. Gene Ontology annotation, biological process: calcium ion-regulated exocytosis of neurotransmitter; regulation of membrane potential; positive regulation of synaptic transmission. NCBI's taxonomy places the organism in Eukaryota, Metazoa, Chordata, Actinopteri, Pleuronectiformes, Cynoglossidae. The record is from RefSeq and is a predicted model, not a curated record.
UUAUUAGAAAGUAUAGGUAAAACAUAAAAAUAAAACCAAGCUUUUAGUGAUUACUGAACUGCACUUCUGUUAACAUUUAUGACAUGAUAACAGAAGUUUUGACUUUUCUGUAUCUGAUAAAUUAAUCAUUCUAAAUGGCGUCAGUUCAAAAGUUGACAUCCAAUUAAUAUUACAUUCAUUCUUCCAUUUGUCAUCGCAUUGUUAGUCACGUGAUGAGCGUGUAGUGCAUCAAACAAAAGCACAGCCGUCGUUGCAUGUCAUAUCCUGUAUUUAUCUCCUCCCUCUCCACAUUUGGCCCCUUGCGCAGUGCUCAUGAUCAGCUUAUGAAAUAUUAACCAUGCUCCAGCUGCAAACAGCAACUUCCAGUCCGUGUUUUAGCGGCGGCUGCCUGCCUGCUGUCAAUGAACAUCCAGCAGCCUCCUCUCGCCUCUGUUCCUCUACGUCUUUCGUUCGCUCCGCCCUUUCCUUCCUAUCUGUUUUUUUUUACCUCCUCUCUCACUCACUCACUCUCCCUCGAUGCAUCCAUUAUUGUGCUUUUAAGAAAUCUCCAAGAAUUACCAAUCUGGAGGAAAGCGAGCUAAGCAGAGUGACAGAGGAGGGUUGAGAAGGGCUCCAUCAGACGAGGACGCACCGGUCAUCGUUUUAUUCCGGCAUGCGAGUGUAACCUUUUUAGAGAAUGGCAGCGAUGGGUUAGACAGGAUUCACCAUGACUGCGAAAUAAAAAGGCAGGAGUAUUUUCUCUGAAUUUGUUUAUGUAUUUUACCUUUUUCAUUUGCGUGUUCUCCCUGGAUGAAUGGAUGGAUGGAUGAAGGCUUGUGCUCGGAUUACCAGCAGAUUGUGUGCAGACCAGAAUCUCGGGGACAUCUCUACAACAUCCACGAGCUUGAGCUUUUUCUCCCCCACUUCUACGACAUUUUCAUGUGUGAAUUGGUGCCUUUCAAUGUGAAUGAUGCGAGGCGACCCCCUCCCUUGGCUGCAGCACAUUUAAUAAAGCGAUCAUGAGGCGUUAAUGGGUUUGGAUGAAGCCUGUAAUUGAUAUUUUUGACGCACGGUGUAAGAAUUAUACGCUACUCCAGACCGUGUGUAAGCCACCGUGCCUGCAGCAAAAUCCCCUUUCUGACAGCAUGAGAUGUUCCAGCAUGUGUCCUGUGUGUUACAUCCGGGCUGACAGCAGCUGAUGGUGCUCAUGUUCUUUUAUUUUAUUUUUCCUUGCAGCCAGCGUGUGUUUAAGAUGUCUGCUCCACACGGGCCCAGGGGCGGCGCUGGCCCUGCUACCGCCGCCGCCACUGCUGCCUCAGCGACCGGCGCCAUGCCGGAGCUGCCGGACCUCAGCCACCUCACUGAGGAGGAGAGGAAAAUCAUCCUCGGUGUCAUGGACCGACAGAAGAAAGAGGAGGCGAAGGAACAGUCAAUGUUAAAGAUCAAAGAAGAAACAAAGCCUCAGCCUGCACAGUGGUUUCCCUUUAGUGGGAUCACUGAGCUGGUUAAUAACGUUCUUCAGCCCCAGCAAAAGUCCCAAAAUGACAAGAAGCCAGAACCAGACGCGAAGUUGCACCAGCAAUUUGAAUCGUACAAGGAACAGGUCAAGAAGAUGGGUGAUGAGUCUAAGCAGACUCAGGAUCAGAAGAGUGAAGCCCCGAUCUGUGGGAUAUGCCACAAAACCAAGUUUGCCGAUGGCUGUGGCCACCUCUGUUCAUAUUGCCAAACGAAAUUCUGUGCUCGGUGCGGAGGACGAGUGUCUCUGCGGUCAAAUAAGGUUAUGUGGGUAUGCAACUUGUGCCGAAAACAACAAGAAAUCCUCACCAAGUCGGGGGCGUGGUUCUAUGGCUCGGGGCCUGAUCAGGUGGAGGGCGUGUUUGAAGGCGGUCCAGAGGGGAAAAAGGCGAAACUGCAAGAUCCAUCGCUGUACAGCCACCCAGGAGCCUCAGGGGACUUAGCACCAGGGUCAGACAGGAGCAGGCCUCACGCUGGACGUCUGCCCAGGCAGGGGUCCCUGGACAACGGGUCAGGACCGAGGUACUCGGGACCAGGAGACGCAUCCAUAGACAGGAAACGAAGCCCAUCUGCAUCCAGGGAUCCAAACCAAAAAUACGACCAAAGGGAGGGGGGUGACCACUCACAGUAUGCCCCGACGGACGGCGGCAUGCCCAGAUCACCGUCCGACUAUGGAAAUGGGGACCCUCGGCGGGCUCCGCGGGGCCCACACUUGUACCCUGAUGUAAAUGCAGCGAGGAUGGGCUAUCGGGACAGGCGGGGUCCCGGACGAUGGCAUUCACAGGAAUAUCCACUGGACCAGGAGAUAGAUGGACCGCCCAGUGAGUAUGACCUGCAGCAGCAGCGUCAGGAGGAGUUUCAGGCGCGCUAUCGCAGUGACCCUAACUUGGCCCGCUACCCUGUGAAGCCACAGCCGUAUGAAGAGCAGAUGAGGAUGCACGCAGAGGUGGGCCGUCUGAGGCAUGAGCGUCGCCACAGUGAUGUCUCACUGGCUUACACAGAACAGCAAGACCCUGGCCCCAUCAGGCUGUCUCGACAACAUCUCACUGAGCGCCGGCCGCCGAUGGUGGGACAGCGCUCGUACUCCGUUGACCGCUCCUCACCAGGACCAAUGGGUCCUGGUCUUGGAGGUCACAGAACCUCCAACCGUAGCCCCCCAACGCCACAUCGCAGCCCUGUGCUGGGUGAUCGGAGAGGAGACCUUGGUGUUUGUGGAGACCACAUGAGGAGGCAGCAACACCACUUGGACCCUAGUUCGGCUGUUCGUAAAUCAAAGAGGGAGAAAAUGGAGAGCAUGCUGAGGAACGACUCUCUCAGCUCAGACCAGUCAGAGUCGGUGCGCCCGCCACCCCCUAAACCCCACAAAUCCAAAAAGGGAGGAAAGAUGAGGCAGGUGUCACUAAGCAGCUCGGAGGAGGAGUUGGCCACUACCCCCGAGUAUACAAGCUGUGAGGACGUGGAGAUAGAGAGUGAGUCAGUCAGUGAGAAAGGCGACAGUCAAAGGGGAAAAAGAAAAACUAUUGAGCAGGCAUUUAUGUCUGAGCCGACACACACCUUAUCUGAGAGGCAAAAGAAAAUGGUACGCUUUGGGGGACACUCAUUUGAAGAGGACUUGGCAUGGUGUGAACCACAGGUUAAAGACUCGGGAGUUGAUACGUGCAGUAGCACAACCCUAAACGAGGAGCAUAGCCAUAGUGAGAAGCACCCGGUGACGUGGCAACCGUCCAAAGAUGGGGAUCGUCUGAUUGGGCGUAUUUUGCUCAACAAGCGAAUGAAAGAUGGAAGUGUUCCUCGAGACUCAGGAGCUCUGCUUGGUCUGAAGGUGGUGGGAGGCAAGAUGACAGAAUCUGGUAGACUUUGUGCUUUCAUCACUAAAGUGAGAAAGGGGAGUCUAGCAGACACUGUUGGACACCUCAGACCAGGUGAUCAGGUGCUGGAGUGGAAUGGGAAGCUUUUACAAGGAGCCACAUUUAAAGAAGUUUACAAUAUCAUACUAGAAUCAAAGCCUGAGCCGCAAGUGGAGUUGGUGGUCUCACGGCCUAUAGGAGAUAUUCCAAGGAUACCAGACAGCACACAUGCACAACUGGAAUCAAGUUCAAGUUCUUUUGAGUCUCAGAAGAUGGAUCGUCCGUCCAUCUCUGUCACAUCCCCCAUGAGUCCGAAUGUGCUGAGGGAUGCCCCCCAGUACCUGUCAGGACAACUCUCAAGCCAAAGCCUUAGUAGAAGAACAACGCCUUUUGCCCCUAGGGUCCAGGUCAAACUAUGGUAUGACAAAGUUGGCCAUCAACUAAUUGUCACCAUCCUGGGCGCCAAAGAUCUGCCACCCAGGGAAGAUGGUCGACCCAGGAAUCCUUAUGUCAAAAUCUAUUUCCUCCCUGAUAGAAGCGACAAAAGCAAGAGGAGAACAAAAACUGUAAAGAAAUCCUUAGAGCCUAAGUGGAACCAGACCUUUAUGUACUCGCCGGUGCACCGGCGGGAGUUCAGAGAGCGCAUGCUGGAGAUUACGUUGUGGGACCAAGCCAGGGUGAGAGAAGAGGAGAGUGAAUUCCUGGGUGAGAUUCUAAUAGAGUUGGAGACUGCACUUUUGGAUGACGAGCCACACUGGUACAAGCUACAAACACACGAUGUGUCCUCCAUCCCACUCCCACGUGCCUCCCCAAACACACAACGCAGGCUCCAUGGGGAGAGUCCAACAAGGAGACUGCAGAGAUCCCAGAGGAUAAGUGACAGUGAGAUCUCAGACUACGAUUGUGAAGACGGUGUCGGAGUAAUAACAGAUUACCGGUCGAAUGGCAGAGAUUUCCAGAGCUCCACGUUGUCGGUCCCUGAGCAGGUGAUGUCCUCUAACCACUGCUCCAGGUCGGCUGAUAUCAACAGGGCACGGUCACGGUCCCCCAGUGUUCCCCCUCCCUCCAGGAACCACGGAUCCAUGGAUAGACACGAGUAUCACAGCAGAUCCCGCUCCGCAGACCAGCGGCCCACUAUAGAGCGCCCCUCCUCUCGCUCGCGCUCCACUGAACGCCCCCUCGACUCUUCGCUCAUGAGGUCCAUGCCGUCUCUGCCAUCAGGGAGAUCCGCUCCCCCCUCACCUGCCAUGACGAGAGCGCAUCCUCGUAGUGGAUCAGUCCAGACCAGUCCCACCAGUACUCCGAUAUCUGGCAGACGGGGACGGCAACUACCACAGCUUCCACACACAGGGAAGGACAGAAAAGAUGGAGACGAAGGAACAGAGCCUUGUGAAGGUAUGGACAUGGAGGAGAGGACGAGGCAGAUGAAGCUGAAGAUGAACAAGUACAAACAGGGGGCGGGCUCCGACUCCAGACUGGAGCAGGACUUUCACAAGCGUUCGGGCAGAGAUCCACGGGGCUCAGACAACUUGUCGGCCAAGUCCUCGGACAGUGAUGUAAGCGACGUGUCCGCUGUGUCGAGAACCAGUAGCGCCUCUCGCACGAGCUACAUGUCUGUCCAAUCAGAAAGGCCGCAAGGAAACCGAAAAAUCCGGCAAAUGGGCUCGACAGGCGGCAUGAACAUUACCAAGAGCACAAGCAUCAGCGGUGACAUGUGUAACCUGGAGAAGACGGACGGCAGCCAAUCAGACACGGCCGUUGGCACGGUCGGCAUCGACGACAAGAAGAGGCGCUCCAGCAUUGGUGCCAAAAUGCAGGCCAUGGUUGGCAUGUCGCGCAAGAGCAGGAGCACCUCUCAGCUCAGCCAAACAGAAGCAGGGGGUAAGAAGCUGCGCAGCACUAUCCAGAGGAGCACAGAGACGGGGCUGGCGGUGGAGAUGAGGAGCAGGAUGACUCGGCAGGCCAGCCGAGAGUCCACGGACGGCAGCAUGAACAGCUACAGCUCCGAGGGAAAUCUCAUCUUCCCGGGUGUGCGACUCUCCUCAGAUGCCCAGUUUAGUGACUUUCUGGAUGGUCUAGGUCCUGCCCAGCUGGUAGGGCGGCAGACAUUGGCUACUCCACCUAUGGGUGACAUCCAGAUAGGCAUGGUGGACAAGAAAGGUGCACUGGAGGUGGAGAUCAUCAGAGCCCGUGGCCUUGUAGGAAAACCAGGUUCCAAGGCACUGCCAGCACCAUAUGUAAAGGUCUAUCUUUUGGAAAAUGGAGUCUGCAUAGCCAAAAAGAAAACAAAAGUAGCAAGAAAAACCUUGGAUCCUCUUUACCAGCAGCAACUGCCGUUUGAAGAGAGCCCAGGAGGGAAGGUUUUACAGGUUAUCGUAUGGGGUGACUAUGGACGUAUGGACCACAAAUCCUUCAUGGGAGCAGUUCAGAUACUGUUAGACGAGCUAGACCUGUCCAACAUGGUGAUUGGCUGGUUCAAGCUCUUUCCUCCUUCCUCACUGGUGGACCCCACUCUGGCCCCACUGACUAGAAGAGCUUCCCAAUCCUCACUGGACAGUUUCUCUCGAUCAUAGCAGCCUGUGGACUGAUAGCGUUGUUGUAGCAGCCGGUGUUGCGAUUACAGGUCACGCCCCCUGGUUACACUGCAUGCUUGAUGUUGUGUCUUCUGAGCCUGUUUCUAGGGGUGCAAACGUGAUCCUGUGUUUUGAGCAAAAGCGUCAUCACGCACGCACGUUGUGCACGUGACAAAAGCGUUUUGCGACCGCCUGGCCGCCCGGCGAUCGCCAGGUGUUGUUGUUGUUGUUGUUUGGAGGAAGCUGGAAUGAACUCCUUAGCACGAGGAAUCUGUCAGUUCCAGGUUUUCAUCCAAUUCGAAGCCAUGGGGGGGGCAGAACUGGGAACCACUCAAUGAGUUCUACAGAAGCCCUUUUUUUCGAAUGAAAACUAAAUGUUUUGCUUUGAUUAUUUUUUUUUUCCCUUUUUCCUUUAUUUAUUAUUUUUUCUUUCAAUGUCUAUGUACUUGUAUCUGAAGGGCGUGAUAGUGUUUCUAACCGGACGCUUGGUCACGCCACGCCAACAGACCUAGCUGUGUAGAUGGGAGUUUUGCAGACGAUCACUUUGGGUGAGGUGUGUCCCAGCUUGUAUCCACACUCCCCCAGAAAAACCAAACAAAAAAGCCCCGCAUACACCAGGUUUAUGUACUAAAUCAAACUGCACGGGUGAAUCAGAGGCAAUACGACGUGGCUCCUACCAUCAACACCUCAGAAUAGUAACAACUCACACACCACGAAAAGAUGUACAAUCUACCAUCCUUCUCUCUCUGUUGAUAUAUUGUAUGAAAAUUAAGUGAGAAGAAAAAUAUUUUGUUCCUUUUUAGUUCAUUUGCAUGAACACGAGUUUAGCUAAAGGUAAAAAUAAAAAAUAAAAUUAUUUUCUUGAGGCUGCAACUUGCAAAAAAAGGGUGAAAAUGAAUAAAACAGAUCAGCCAUUUUCAACAAUUUCUAUUAUUUUUAAGGAUAAAUUUCACUAGUGCAUGGUUUUCAAGGGGAGUGAAUGCAACACCGUGAUUUAAAAAAAAAAAAAACAUUGUUUCUCAUUCUUUAAAAACCAUCCGUGCGUCUGUGUUUGGCAGACCUGCAGAUAAGGGAAACUUUUUGGACGUUAUUUAACAGAAAAAAAAAGUUUAUGUGACAAAAAGUGAAAAAGAAAAUAAAUGUAAAUUAUUUGUUUCAUUGUUACAAGGCCGAGGCCUUACGGAGAUAAACAUGCAAAUUGUACAUGUGUCUCUUUUUCUUCCUUGUCCCAGGGUACCUCUCAUUGUACUGUCCAUCGCUACCAUCAUUCAGUCCCCUGAUACUGUCCAGAUUUUAGGACUGUUGGUUAUUUUACACCUCUGUAUUGUUUCUGUAUGUUUUUUUUUCUUCAAUUUUUGGGUUUGAUUUGUUUAACAAGCAUGUUGAAAAGGAGUUUCUGCAACAUGGCUUGGGCACACCUUACAGUAACUCAGCAUGUUUUGAUAGAGAUGAUAUUUGGAAAAUUUGCAGUUUCUUGUACAGUGCAUGUCGACUUCAUUACUUUUCUCCCUCACUUUGAAUUGAACUUUACAGCAAAUUAGUUCUCGGUCUCUUCCAUGACCAGGUAAUGAAGUUGCAACAAAAAACAUUCCACCCCCACAAGGUCUUUUUUUUUUCAGGAUUUUGAGAAAAAAAAAAGGUGACAAUUAAAUAUUUUAUAUUUAAUGGAGGUUGACAAACCAGUUGUGAUUGCAAGUGUAUUUUAUUUCAGUAUUGUUGAAGAACAUGCAAAAAUAUUCUACUGGUACAGCAGGAAGUCUAUACCUAAUCAAGUGGCAGCCAACGUGCCGAGGACGUGCGUGGCUGCUGUUUCAUUUUACAGACACUGUAUGUGAAGAGAACAAGUUCAAAUAGCAAGGGAUAUUGCCACAGAAUUUUUUUUCUUGUUUUAAUGAAAAUGAAAUUAAUUUACUAUAUUUUUGUUAGUUUCAUUUAAAAGCCAAGACCAGUUUAUUUUUAAUUUUCUAUUUUUAGUAAUUACAAAUACUUCCCAUGUCUGGGAGGUAGGUGAAUCUUAUAGUUGCAGUAUGUCUGAAUGAAAUUGAAUCAAGGCAUUUUUCCUUUUCCAUGUGACGAUUACACGUUUUAAUGUCAUAAAAAAGAAAAACCCAAUUGCUGUAACAUCAGUGGCUACAGUAUAUAUUUUCAUUUCCAGUUUCAUUGUACAUAACCUUAAAUGUCAAAGAAGCAACUGAGAAUAGAUAUUUGAUGGUAGACCUUUGGGGGAGGAAGAAUGCCUCAAAUAAUGAAGAAGACAUAUGUUAUUUCUCCUUUUGAAUGCCUUUUCAGUUUCUCUUUUUGGUGCAAUGUGUUAAUGCCAAGGCUAUGUCUUGGUGAAGUAUGGUUGAGUACAGAGAUUUAUGUAAGUUAUUUUUCAAAUUAAAAUUAAAAAAUGAUAUUACACUGACUCUGUGUUUGCUGUCUUACUGCUGCGCACAGACUUUGUAGUUGAGAACAAGUUGCUUCUUUUAUUAAUUAACUCUUUAUGGAAGC